CAUGGUAACGACGCUCGGCCGAAGAUGGCGGCCGGGUGGAGUGGCUGGGCGCAUUACCCCGGUGCAGGCCCCGUCCCGAGCCGGUGGCGCUGGUACGGGUCCUUGUGGGUCCGGGGCGUCUUACUCCUGUUGGGCGGGUUCCCAGCUAGCGCCGCGUCCGUUCCGGUCGCCCUGAGCACUUCGCCUCCCUGCCGGCACCACGUUCCGACCGACUCUGAGGUUAUAAAUAAAGUUCAUCUUAAGGCAAAUCAUGUUGUAAAAAGAGAUGCUGAUGAGCAUUUAAGAAUCAAGACUGUGUAUGAUAAAAGUAUUGAUGAGUUGCUCCCUGAGAAAAGAAAUCUUGUAAAGAACAAACUUUUCCCACAAGCUAUUUCUUAUUUAGAGAAGACAUUUCAAGUUCGUAGACCUGCUGGCACUAUCUUACUUAGCAGACAAUGUGCAACAAACCAGUAUCUUAGGAAAGAAAAUGAUCCUCAUAGAUACUGUACUGGAGAAUGUGCAAUCCAUACAAAAUGUGGCCCAGUUAUCGUGCCCGAGGAGCAUCUCCAGCAAUGCAGGGUUUGCCGAGGAGGGAAGUGGCCCUGUGGGGCGGUGGGUGUGCUGGACCAAGAAGGCGUCCGGGAUGCAGACUUCGUUCUCUAUGUUGGUGCUCUGGCCACUGAGAGAUGCAGCCAUGAAAACAUUAUCUCUUAUGCAGCCUAUUGUCAGCAGGAAGCAAAAAUGGACAGGCCAAUAGCAGGAUAUGCUAACCUGUGUCCAAAUAUGAUCUCUACCCAGCCUCAGGAGUUUGUUGGGAUGCUGUCUACUGUGAAACACGAGAUUAUUCAUGCUCUGGGUUUCUCUGCUGGGCUGUUUGCAUUCUACCAUGAUCAAAAUGGAAACCCUCUAACAUCAAGAUUUGCAGAUGGGCUCCCACCUUUUAAUUACAGUCUUGGAUUGUAUCAGUGGAGUGAUAAAGUAGUUCGAAAAGUGGAGAGAUUAUGGAAUGUUCGAGAUAAUAAAGUAGUUCGCCACACUGUGUAUCUUCUAGUAACACCCCGUGUUGUUGAUGAAGCACGAAAACAUUUUAAUUGUCCAGUUCUGGAAGGAAUGGAACUUGAAAAUCAAGGUGGUAUGGGUACAGAACUCAACCAUUGGGAGAAGCGGUUAUUAGAGAAUGAAGCCAUGACUGGUUCUCAUACUCAGAAUCGAGUCCUCUCUCGAAUCACGCUGGCGCUAAUGGAAGACACUGGCUGGUACAAAGCGAAUUACAGCAUGGCUGAGAAGUUAGACUGGGGCCGAGGAAUGGGUUGUGACUUUGUCAAGAAGAGCUGUAAGUUCUGGAUUGAUCAGCAGAGACAAAAGAGACAGAUGCUCAGUCCUUACUGUGACACUCUCAGAAGUAACCCACUGCAGUUAACCUGCAGACAGGACCAGAGAGCAGUGGCUGUGUGUAAUCUACAGAAGUUUCCAAAACCAUUACCACCAGACUACCAGUAUUUUGAUGAACUCAGUGGAAUACCUACAGAAGAUUUGCCUUAUUAUGGUGGGUCAGUAGAAAUUGCUGACUAUUGCCCUUUCAGUCAGGAAUUCAGUUGGCAUUUUAGUGGUGAAUAUCAGCGCAGCUCCGAUUGUAGAAUACUAGAAAAUCAACCAGAAAUUUUAAAAAACUAUGGUGCUGAGAAGUACGGACCUCAUUCAGUGUGUCUAAUUCAGAAAUCAGCAUUUGUCAUGGAAAGGUGUGAGAGAAAGCUGAGCUACCCAGACUGGGGGAGUGGAUGCUACCAGGUUUCUUGUUCUCCCCAAGGUCUGAAGGUUUGGGUCCAAGACACUUCAUAUUUAUGUAGCCGGGCGGGGCAGGUCCUCCCAGUCCGUAUUCAGAUGAAUGGCUGGAUUCACGAUGGGAACCUGCUCUGCCCAUCAUGCUGGGACUUCUGUGAGCAGUGUCCGCCAGAAACAGACCCUCCAGCUGCCAACCUCACCAGAGCUCUUCCACUGGAUCUUUGUUCCCGUUCUUCUAGCCUGGUGGUUACCCUCUGGCUUCUUCUAGGCAAUCUGUUUCCCCUGCUGGCCGGAUUUCUCCUGUGUGUGUGGCAUUAGGAAUGGAAAAGUGAACUCUCAAGAUGUUCACUAUGUCAUGCUCCUGUGAACAGAACACAAAAUCUUAGUGAAUGCUGCUCUAUGCAGAUGGCACAAGUGGCAUUCCUGCCUUUGGCUUGGAACUGUUGACCACAGUCAGACCCUAAACCAAAGCUUCAGUCCUCAUCAGCCUCACAGCCACCAGAGUCUGAAGAGGAUAAGGAUUGCAAGUCACCAAGUCUUGGUGCUUAGCAUACAUAAUCUCCUGAAGUUUUCCUCUGAAAAUGGGAUCAUUGGAAUUCUCAGAGUGAUUGCAUACCUCAGCAUUUUCAUUAACCUAAGAAAUGGGAAAGUUCAUCUUCCCACACUGAAGUAACUUCACAACAACUAAAUUUUGCAAACUGUGGAUCCAACUCUCAAAGUAUAAGAUGUCCUUUGAUUUACAGGAAAUAAUUGAAUUGAGAUUUCUGCAUCACUAUUACAUCUACUUAAUUUAAUGGGUGAAUGUGGUACACUGAAAUCAUUGAUCUGAGUUGCUUGUUCUGAAGAAUUUUAAAUUAGAUCUUUUAAAUCUUAUGAUUUAACCAUGCUUGCCUUUUUUGCCAGCUAUGUGGCAGAUUACCACAGUGUUGUUAGUGUUGCCUGCAGCACAGACUGGUUUUCAUUAGAGAUCUACUUCUAUUAGCAUUCCCAUUAUUUUAACAGUAGAUUGAAAAAUGUGGAAACAGAGUAAAACACACUGCUCUGUAAAAACAAUGACAUCAUUCAAACAGAAAAGAAGACAAUUGUAUGUUUUUUUCAGAAAAUAAUUAUGACGACUAUAAUCUAACAAAAGCAGAACUAUCAGUGUGGAUCAAAAGAAAUUUUGAUAAUGAUAGGUAGGCAACUAUUUCCGGGUAGGCUAAGGAGAUGUUACAGAAGAAUUCCUAAUAUCUAAAAAUUAUCUUCUGGAAAAGAAGAAAAAUGUAAAUCAAAGCAAGUUGGCCCAAGCUGG
Messenger RNA from Dipodomys spectabilis (banner-tailed kangaroo rat), 3052 nucleotides. It is a transcript of the gene Lmln, whose product is annotated as leishmanolysin like peptidase. The record is from RefSeq and is a predicted model, not a curated record. The coding region runs from base 25 to 2079 and encodes 684 amino acids. Gene Ontology annotation, cellular component: cytoplasm; membrane. The transcript has 17 exons. Lineage: Eukaryota; Metazoa; Chordata; Mammalia; Rodentia; Heteromyidae. Gene Ontology annotation, molecular function: metalloendopeptidase activity. Gene Ontology annotation, biological process: cell adhesion; proteolysis.